AUGUAUGAAGAAGAGGUGUUUGACCUUCCACAGGACAUUUUGGACGGUUUGGUCAGCAAUGUUGUGGAGGCCAAUGAGGAGACCAAGUCUGAGUCACCAAAGGAACAGCAGGAGGAAUUUGAACUAGAGAUAACGGACGAUAUCCUGAACCGUUUAGUAAACGAUACUGUAGGCUUAUUGGAACAACAAGGGCAAAAAGCUGAGAACAAACCAUCUCCGGAAGAUGCUCAGGGAGAAGAAACGAUAUCGAACGAUCAGAGUGAUAAAGACCAAACACAGAAACAAACAGAGGAAACUAAUCACGCCGAUAAGGAAAAACCUCAGCUACCUUCAGAAGCAGUUACUGAAGAUCGGAAUAAUGACAGCAGUGAGUAUGGAAAACUUUUAGAGGAUACAGAAGCCAUUCUUCAACAAUAUGAAUCAUCCAAGAGUGGGCCGCAAGCGGACAGUCGUGUGUCUACUCGUCCAGCCCAAGAAACAUCAGAUAUUGCAUCACAACAGCAGGAUUCAACAGUCAAGACAAACAAUUCUCAGCAAACUGGGCAUGAAAUUGAAAGUGAGGUUAAUUUCAGAGACAUGUUAAGACUGGCGGAGCAGCAUGUACAAAUUGACCAGCUAUUGUCCGGCACGUCAGAAGAAAUUUCACACGAGAUAUUGGAACAACUAGCUUCAGCCACUGCUGAAAGUAUUCAAAAUCAACAAAAACAGCUGGCAAAAGAGUUUGGUGUUCCAAAACAGCAACAAUUACAGAGGGAGUUUUUGAAUAGACAGAAACAGCAACAAAAGAAGGUCGAAACUUCUCCUGAUGAAAAUCUCCAGGAAGCAUUAGCCAAUAUGGUUCAAUCAGUGGUUAAUAAUGUUGUAGAAAAUUCUAGAAACGAAAAAGCAGAUGUUUCCAAGUCUGAUCUGGAUACGGCUACGAGUAGUAGAACGAAGGCAUCUGAGUCCCAUGAUCUGGAUCAAACACAACUAAAUCAAAUUUUAGAGAACGCAGUUGCCAUGGCUAUAUCGAAUCCUAAUAACUUACCAGAUAAUGCUCCAACUAACCAAGAAACUAAGCAGAGUAAAAUUUCCAAUGAAACUGCUGCAAUCACGUCACAAGAGGCAUUGGAUGCUGCUAAGGCCAGAUUGUCCAAGCUUCCAAUCAAACCUAUGAAACGAGCUGAGGAAAAGAAUAAAUCAUCUGAUUCAAGUACAAAUUCGGGUGCUGGUGGGUUUAAUCAGUCACCUUUACAGUCCACCGGUAAUUCUUCCCUCCUGGAGGCGAUACGAAAUGCAUCUCAAAGUGCCAUGAAACAAAUUCAGGAAUACCGAAAGACUGGGUCGACAGUACCACCGUCUAAAGAGGUUCAGAUUGGUUCUGCUUCUUCCGAUAUGUUGCCCAAUAGUCAGGCAUCUGUUGUGAACGAUUCGGUUACUAAAAAGGCUGCUUCUAGUAAGGCACAGGAUGCUUCGAAGAAAAGAGGUCUCUCCAUCGCACAAACAUUAGCCAUCACCAGAGAUCAGAUGGUUAGAAAAGCUUCAACAGAACCUCAGAAUAUCUCCAACCUUUACUCUUCCUUAUCUCGUAACAGCUCAUUAUAUUUGCAAAGGCAACAAAUGCUGAACUCAAUGAAAACAAAACCCCAUGAGUCAAACAAAAGUGAGUCCAUGGACAGUUUAGCCUUUUUACCUGCCACGAUAAGUGAAGAAGUGUCUAGAAUCACCGGUUUGUCAUCUGAUGCUAUACGAAACAUUUUCAAUACCGUAAACAGUGCCGUUGAUUUGAUAGCGCCUUCUCUGAACAGAAAGUCUCUUGAAAAAGCAAACAUGGAUUUAAAAGAGAAGAUUCGUAUGGAUAAUAGGGAGAGGAAGAAGAGGUGGCGAGAAUUGAACGUGGAUAAAAAUAGAGAUAAUGACUUGAGAGCUAGAGUGCUAAAAAGAGCUAGUGUUCUGUUUCCUUCUGCAGAUGAGGAAGAAAAAAAGAAAAAAUGGGUUCAGGAAGAGUUUACUAAAAGGAAACAAAAGAGACUUGAAAGAGAAAGAGAGAAUAAACCAGUAUAUUCAGCUUUUGAAACCAAGAAGGAAGCCAAUAGCAAAGACAACCACAAGGCUAGUAGCGAGUUGACUACUACCACUGACACUGUUUUGAAGCAGUUCAGCGACUUAGGACUUCCAGAUGAUCCGAAAUUUGCUACCGAUUUCACCGAGUUGUAUAAAACAUUUCAGAAUUCGACGUCUUCUGUGUAUUCAUCAAAGAAUAGUCUCAUCAACACUGCGACUGCUGCUAUUGUUGCGUACGCUUCUCUCAAUCAAGAGCCAGCUCUGAAGCAAGAAAACCUUGAUGUUACAUCCAAGUUCGGCUCAAUGAUCAAUAAUAUAGUAUCAGCUUUGUUGAAUAGCACUCCCCAAGAAGCUGCUGUUAAAGAGAUUACAGGAUUACCUGCAGGGGCCAUGUCAUCAUUCAAGAUCAGAAAAGAUUCCCCAAAUCAGAAUUCAUCAACGGCAGACACGAUAAAGCUUCCUUCAAAGGUCCCCGAUGCAGAAUUGACACUCCUAAUAAAGAAUAAAAACUCGAGUGCUACAAACUCUAGCAAUAGUCAAAUGAUCGGAGCUUUGAGGAACUUGAAUCUCAACUUCACUACAGAGAAACGCAAAAUGGACGACGUACCUAUUGCGGUGGACGAUUCCACACCCGGAAAAAAACUGAGGACCGAAGACAGGAAAAAUUUUUCGGCCCCUUGGACUUUUAACACGUUAAAGCUACCCCAGUACAAGAAACCUGAAGUUGGUAAACCGGUCUACACUCCGGCCCCUCCACGUUUGGCACAACCGAAUACUAUACCAGACAGAGAAGCUUCUAAACCAUUAUCGUUUGGUGGGAUUAAUUUAAGAAAGCCUGGCGCUUUCCGUAAGCCUAAGACCACCACUCAAUGA
Komagataella phaffii GS115 is the source of this 2916-nucleotide messenger RNA. RefSeq lists its product as uncharacterized. The coding region runs from base 1 to 2916 and encodes 971 amino acids. The transcript has a single exon. The record is from RefSeq and is a predicted model, not a curated record. NCBI's taxonomy places the organism in Eukaryota, Fungi, Ascomycota, Pichiomycetes, Pichiales, Pichiaceae.